Messenger RNA from Amyelois transitella, 715 nucleotides. RefSeq names its product nucleoside diphosphate kinase homolog 5-like. The coding region runs from base 1 to 711 and encodes 236 amino acids. The record is from RefSeq and is a predicted model, not a curated record. Gene Ontology annotation, biological process: negative regulation of oxidative stress-induced intrinsic apoptotic signaling pathway. Lineage: Eukaryota; Metazoa; Arthropoda; Insecta; Lepidoptera; Pyralidae. The transcript has 4 exons.
AUGUCCGUUGGUUCCACGGAAUCGAACGUGUACCACGCUUAUUCUGAGAGAACUUUGGCUAUAAUAAAGCCCGAGGCCUACGAGGACGCCGAAGCGAUCGAGAAUUUGAUCAGGCAAAAUGGGUUUCAGAUAUUAGCUAGACGCAUCGUCCGCCUGACUCCCGAGCAAGCCGCGGAAUUAUACCGUGGCCACUACGGUCGUCACCAUUUCCCCCAUCUGGUGGCCCACAUGUCCAGUGGGAGCAUCAUACCCAUGGUGCUGGCGGCCCCCAACGCUGUGCAGAAGUGGCGCACGCUCAUGGGACCCGCAAGCGUGGUGGAGGCACAGGCUUACUGGCCGGAGAGCGUGCGCGCAUGCUACGGUCGGCGCACUAAGUACGGAGACUACUUCAACGGUGUGCACGGCAGUCAGAACCACGACGAGGCGCUGAGAGAGAUACAUUUCUUUUUCCCACAAAUGAUAGUCGGCCCGAUCCUCCGCGCGUGGCAAGUCAACGAUUACAUACAGAAGCAUAUCACGCCCACAUUAUUGCCAGCCUUGACGACUUUGGCCCACGAAAGACCAGACGAGCCCGUCUUGUGGUUGGCUGAACAUCUGCGCAUGCACAACCCUAACGAACCGGAGUUUGGGCCACAGUACGUGGAGCAAAGGGAAGACAAGCGGUGUCACACCCCUUUGCCUUCUGAAGAGUCGUUUGCGAAUAUCAAAUAGUUUC